AUAAUGAUUGUAUUAGGUCAUCCCAUAAGUUCGUGCCGACUUUUGUGUAUACAUUUCAUGUGUCGAUUUAUAAACAUACGGCGAUAAGGGACCAAUGCACUUAAGCUUAGCUGAUCGAGAAUAGGCUAGAGUAGAUUUUCGUGGGUAUAAGAUCGUAAUAUAGUGAACACAGUGACUUCUAACAGUAAAAAAUCAUGAGUGAAAUGCGUAUCCAUUUUCGACAUCUCAUGUUAUAUGAAUUUCGGAAAGGAAGUUCUGUAACAAUUGCCACGAAAAACAUAUGUGCUGUUUACGGAGAAAAUGCGCUUUCAUCUCGCACCUGUAGGAAGUGGUUCCAACGUUUUAGAGCUGGGAAUUUCUGUUUAGAAGACGAGGAACGCUCCGGGCGUCCUCCUCAGAUAGACGAAGAUAAAAUUCAGGAUCUUGUUGAAAAAUCACGAAGUUUGACAGUUCAAGAGAUGUCAAAUGUUCUGAAAAUACCUAAGACAACGAUUCAUAGGUGUUUAAAAAAAAUGGGGAUGGUGUCAAAGUUGAACGUUUGGGUGCCCCAUGAACUUACGGAACGGAACCGUCUUGAACGAACGACAGCGUGCAUGUCAUUACUUGCGCGUAAUAAACAUGAGCCAUUCCUUAAACGCCUGGUAACUGGUGAUGAAAAGUGGAUACUUUACGAAAACCCUGAACGGAAACGUAGCUGGUCCCAACGAAAUCAGCCAUCUCAACGCUGCUCAAAACCAGGGUUACAUCCACGUAAAGUUCUUUUGUGUGUAUGGUGGGAUUAUAAAGGAAUACUCUAUUUUGAACUUUUAUCUAGUAGUGAUACCAUUAAUUCAGACAAAUAUUGCACUCAGAAAAAUUAAGGGAAGCACUAGCUGAAAAACAACCAGGUUUAGUGAAUAGGAACAACGUUAUCUUCCAUCACGAUAACGCUAUUGUCGCGAAAAGCGUUACAAAAAAAUUGUCUGAAUUUAAUUGGGAAAUUUUACCACAUCCCCAUAUUCCCCAGACAUUGCCCCAUCUGACUACCACCUGUUCAGAGCAUUACAACACUUUUUAGCCGGUAAAAAAUUUGAAAAUAUUGACAUUCUCAAAAAUAGCUUAGAAAAUUAUUUUAAAGAAAAACAAGAGAACUUUUAUCAAGACGGAAUAAUGGCCCUACCAGAACAAUGGGAAAAAGUUGUACAACGAGAGGGGGAUUACAUUUUUUUAUGAAACUGAAAGGUAUAUAAACAAUCUUAACAUAUAUAUCCGCUCGAAAAACGGCACGAACUUAUGGGAUGACCUAAUAUGUACAAGAUUAUCCACUUAACUUUCAAGUUUCGACCCACGCUCGCCAGAACAUAUAAGAAUGGCAACAGCGUAACAUAAAAGCUUAUGACAUAGUCAAAUGUAGCACACCAUCUAUGAGCGGUAGCUAAAAGUACAAUUAAACGAAAACACAGAGCGAUUUGGGUGUCACCGAAGGACUUUAAAUUUGACAUCGCAAUAAGGAGAAAACGAUUUUCGCAGCCAACUUUGUUCCUAUAUGUAACUUAACUUUUUUUUUUAUUAAUAACUGAUAUCUUGGAUUAUGCUUACCUGAAAUCCUAUUACAACGUAAUUUUUUUUUAUUUAAAAUUAUAUUCAACUAUCAAAGUUAUUAGCAAAUUACAAUGAAAUGGUUCACAAUCUUACAAACAUCGAGGCCCUUUUUCUAUUUCAUCAUUUUCUUCUACAUCGUACUUCAAAAUUUGUUAACUACCACUUUCUAGAAAUUGACCGCUAUUACCUGAUAUUGAUCUGAAUACAUCGAACGUAAGAAUAAGGAACAAGGAGAGCAAUUGAGAUACAAGACACCUCCCAGACUAAAUGUCUAAAUAUGAAUCCUGUGAAGUAUUUUGUUAUAUCUUAAUUGCCUUCUUAUUCUUACAUUCAACGCAUUCAAACAAUCGUGUUCCGAAUUUCACAAUUUCUGAAGAAUCAAUUUUUUCAGUGAUUCUAGGAGCAUCCGAAAAAGAGCUUUCCGUUAAACCUGAGGAAAAUCCUCACCCGAGAAUGCACUUAGAACGAGGAGCACUUAGGAUUUCCACAACGGCGAAAAUUUAUUUAUUUUCUUUAUUUUUUGUUAAUAAAUUGCUAUAUUCUGACAUUUCUAACCCUGCUUUAUAUGAGUCAUCGUUCAAAAAUAUAGUAAACAAUUAAUUGUCAUUCUUAUACUUGCGUAUCUCGGGUAGAAUAAUAGAUAUGAACUUUUUCAUAGAACCAUACAAUUAAAUAGGUACUUGUAGCGUAGAAUUUAAUAUGUUCAUAUCUAUACUAGUGUGUAACCAAACAGAGCAAAUCCCUAACAUUAAGUUUAAAUACAUAGAUUCUCAUAUAUGCUAAGGUUCAACCAAACAGGGCAGAUCCCUACCUUUAUAGGUUCUUGUACAUGCUAAUUUCAAUUUAAACUCAGCACUUGGCCGCAUGGUGGAGCACCUGUACUGUGAAACAACUAAAACUACGGGCGUGAGCACUCUCAUUUCCUCCCUGAUAGUAUACAUAAUCAGCUAUAACCUGAGAACAUUUUAUAAGUAAGAACAACAAUACAUUAAAUAAUAAAUAUUUAUUUAAAAAUUAACAUGCGAGCAACAACUGAUGAUGAUCCAUAUGCUCAUGUAGCAAAAGGACCAUUGAAACUAAAAAAUGAUCAAAAUGUGAUUAAAAA
Molecule: messenger RNA, 2686 nt
Organism: Bombus huntii
Lineage: Eukaryota; Metazoa; Arthropoda; Insecta; Hymenoptera; Apidae
Product: histone-lysine N-methyltransferase SETMAR-like
Exons: 1
Coding region: 195-860 (221 amino acids)
Molecular function (GO): nucleic acid binding
Source: RefSeq, a predicted model, not a curated record